GCUAGUGCUGCGACCGACUCCGUUAAGCGACCGCAGCGGCGGCGGUGGGAGGGAUUGUUUUGGUUAAAGUUUAGGGAUUGUUGGUUUGUUUCUGUCCGCGUAUCGAUGAGUCAAAGUUUCAAGUGUUUUUUUUUUUUUUUUUUGUUCGCUUUCCAUUUUGUCACCGGUUUGUUCGCUCUAUUCGGAGAAGAGGCUCUGGAUAAAGCGGUCCUAAGGUGGAACAACUUUUCCCAAACCAACCAACAAGCAGACCUAUGCUAAGCUAACCCGCUAGCCAGAAGUCUGGAAUGCAGUCGGGGUUUGUGUUUACAGUCCACAAACCCGCAAGCAAACUUAACAUUUCGCGAUUCGACUGCUACGAGCUCUUUACCUGCGAGUUUGUACUGAACACCGGCCCCGGGGAGGGUGUAUGUUUCUUCUCGGAUCGGAAGGUGCAGGUGCACCUCUUGCGGCACCUGCGGAAACUUUGUAACUUUGCUCCAUCGGUAAACGGCUAACUUUAGUUUGCUCGCAUGACAUUAUGUUAUCACGUUGUGACUUCUUUUCCUUAUUUAUAAAUCAUUGGAUCAAUUAAUAAAUAAUUGUUAGCGUUUAAUCACUCUAAACCAUCAGCCCAUGAAGCGGUGGUGUUUGCUAAGCCGUAUUUCGGCUAAUCCUAGCGAGCAGCCUCGCUAGGUUGCUCGUUGACCCUCAUACUUUCACCAGAGUGGCGACGUGGAUACAAGCUUGUAGACACUGUCUCCCCCACAGUUUGACUUUCCUGGGUGCUGCGGAGGGGGUCCCCCCUUUUUCCUUCGGAUAGGCUCGCAAAUGUGACAGUAUGGGUAUUUUAAAAAGUUACAUUUUACCAUUUUAAAGUUUUUUUUUGUUUUGUUUUUUUGUUCAAUAAGCUCUGCACCCUAUGGUGCCGCUACAGCCACCGAGAAAUGGAUGUCUCGCAGGCCGCUUUCCCAAACGGUGAAGGGCGGCCGGGCGGUGGCGGCGGGACCGGGGAGCAUGCCUGGACGGAGUCCCCGAGUGUCCGGUCGUGGGCUCACUCUGCCCCGCUGUGUCUCACUCGGUCCCUUUGGACCGCCGCGUACGACUACGAGGCGAGCGGCGAGGACGAGCUCAGCCUCAGGCGGGGAGACGUGGUGGAGGUCCUGUCCAAGGACGCUGCCAUCUCCGGGGACGAGGGGUGGUGGACGGGCAAGAUCAACCACCGGGUCGGGAUUUUCCCUUCCAAUUACGUCACGUACCAGCCUGCUAUUUACCGUCUUCCCGCAAACAGCGGGUCAGCGGGGGUGUCAGAACAAGUGCCCAGCUCGCCCACCCAGAUUCCUUUUAGUGAACUGGUGCUGGAGGAAAUCAUAGGCGUGGGUGGGUUUGGCAAAGUCUACCGGGGAACAUGGAAAGAUCAGGAGGUUGCGGUGAAAGCGGCUCGGCAAGAUCCAGAUGAGGACAUAACGGCCACCGCUGCCAGCGUCAAACAGGAGGCCAAACUGUUUUCCAUGCUGCAGCAUCCCAACACCAUCAAGCUGGAAGGGGUGUGCUUGGAGGAGCCCAACCUGUGCCUGGUGAUGGAGUAUGCCCGAGGCGGGACGCUGAACCGGGCGCUGACUGGAAGGCGCAUCCCGCCACACAUCCUGGUCAACUGGGCCGUCCAGAUUGCACGAGGGAUGCACUAUCUGCACGAGGAGGCCGUAGUACCCAUCAUCCAUCGUGACUUAAAGUCUAGUAACAUUUUAUUACUUGAAAAGAUUGAGAAUGAUGACAUCGGGAGGAAGACCUUGAAGAUCACGGAUUUUGGCCUGGCAAGGGAGUGGCACAAAACCACAAAAAUGUCAGCUGCAGGCACCUACUCCUGGAUGGCCCCUGAGGUCAUCAAGUCCUCUCUCUUCUCCAAAGGCAGCGAUGUGUGGAGUUAUGGAGUCCUGCUGUGGGAGCUGUUAACAGGAGAGGUCCCCUACCGAGGGAUUGAUGGUCUGGCUGUUGCUUAUGGUGUUGCUGUAAAUAAGUUAACACUUCCAAUCCCCUCCACCUGCCCUGAACCCUUCGCCAAGCUAAUGGAAGAGUGCUGGGACCAGGACCCUCAUGUUCGUCCCUCCUUCUCCUGCAUCCUGGAGCAGCUGUCAGCCAUCGAAGAGGCAGUGAUGGCCACCAUGCCUCAGGACUCCUUCCACAGCAUGCAGGACGACUGGCGGGUGGAGAUACAGGAGAUGUUUGAUGAGCUCAGGACCAAAGAGAAGGAGCUCUGCUCCAGGGAAGAGGAGCUGACGCGGGCCGCCCUGCAGCAGAAGUCUCAGGAAGAGCUGCUGAAGCGUCGUGAGCAGCAGCUGGCUGAGCGAGAGAUCAACGUUUUGGAGAGGGAGCUCAACAUCCUCAUUUUCCAGCUCAACAAGGACAAGCCCAAUGUGAAGAAGAGGAAAGGCAAAUUCAAACGUUCCCGCCUUAAACUGAAGGACGGAAACCGCAUCAGUCUGCCCUCAGACUUCCAACACAAGAUAACAGUGCAGGCGUCACCUUCUAUGGACAAGAGGCGCAGCCUCCACAGCACCAGCUCGUCUCCUCCCAGCAGUCCCACGCUCAUCCCCCGGCUGCGAGCCAUUCAACUUACUCAAGAUGAGAGCAACCGUACAUGGGGCCGCAGCACCCCCUUCAGGCCGGAGGAGUUUGAUGAAGUGAAAAAAGGAAUCAAGAAGAAAGGAAGAACCUGGGGUCCCAGUUCAGGACAGAGCAAAGAAAGGCCUGCUGCUGCUGAGAGGGUGCGUCCUCUAUCAGACGGCAGCAACCCCUGGUCCACCAGCUUGCUGAAGUCCCAGAAGUCUGUCCCGCUUGCUGCUCUGUUCGGUGAACAAGCAGGAGCAGGUAGGGAUGAAGCGUUCCCCCAGGAAUGCUCUGAUGGCAGCUCCAAACCAAAGCAGCUCAAGUUCCCCAACCAGGUGUACAUUGACCUACCUCUGUGGAGGGACGAGAUGCAGCCUCAGAGCCCCAGUGGUAACGGCGGAUCAGGAGAUGCUGGGGUUGGCCCAGGAGGACCUCCUGAUACGCCAGAUGACCCCUACACCACCACUUCCACCUCCUCCACCUCCACAACACCACAGCUGACCCCCACCAACAGUCUAAAGAGGCCAUCAGGUCGACGUAAGACGGACUUUGCGUUGUAUGGCUGCGGCUCGCUGCUAGCUUCUGUGGUCCUCGGUCAUGACAUUAGGGAGGCCAUCAAGAACUCAGCCCCUCCUGAGGAUUGUGAGCCCCCAAAAGAGGAGAAGGAGAAGAAGAAGAAGGAGGGCCUCUUUCAGCGUGCAGCCCGAUUCCGCCGCAGCACCUCGCCACCGGGUGGUCGUUCCCGCAAAGAAGAGACAUCAUCAAACCCCACCAGCACUCCGCCUGUCAACCUCGUCUCAAUGUCAGCCAUUAUGGAGUGCAACUCCACCAAAUGUCUCUUACAGCCAGAGCCUGAGGUGCUGGAGUCUAGUCCUGGAAAGGGCGAGCCUGUGGUGAACAAUCACCACACGAAGCCACCCAGACCUGGCAAAGCAGCAUCUGCUGACAGCCAGAGUAACAAGAGGGCAGCUGAAACUCAGACGGCAGCUGAAACUCAGACAACAGUGCAAACUCAGAUUCAGCCCCCAGAGCAGAGCAACCACAACACAGGAACACGUCUUCGCAGAAAGAAGUACACCUCCAACCACAACACCCACAAUGGUCCAUCGGCACCACCUGCUGCUCAGAAGAAGCAGGAGAAAGAGAAGGACGAGAAGCCGCUGAGCGGAGACCCCGUCCUGCGGCCAAGGCCGGUGUCGUUCCGGGCCAAACCCCAAGCCUGGGCCCUGCUGCGAGGGCGCAACAAGAGCUACUCCCUGGGCCACUACUCCGGGGAGAAGACGGCUCAGGACUUGAAUGUGGGCUGCUCCCUGCUCGACAUGGACACCGAGGGGCAGAAACGGGACUGCACCGUGCCGCUCUGCCGCAUCCAGAGCUCCCCAGGACGACCCACAGUGUUUGAGCUGGAGAAAGAGUUCCUCUCCUAGGAGUCUGGAGGAGUUAACUGCUCUAAUUGAAGCAAUCUGGAGAGUUACUGGAGGGUUUGACGCACGCUGUCUAUGUUCCUUUCUGCUUCUAAAAGCACCAUAGAACGGAGCUUCCUCCUUAGUGCGAGAGCACGGCAAUGUCCGUGUGUCACAGGAGCUCCAAAAUGUCUGACUGCCUUACACACUGCCACGUUUCCACAACACAUCGCUCUGACACGCUCUGACACCUGAGCAGGCAGAACUUGGUCCUCUGAUGUCUUUCUGCCUUCGUUAUCCCCUCCCUCUCAUCCUGUCUUUGCAGCUCAACGUUGACCGCCGCUGCAGCUCUCCCAACUCAAAACACUCACCUUUUUAUUUAUUUCUAUUGGUAAUUUAAUAUGAACUGAUGUAGCGGGCAGCGAGGCGUACAUUCCAGCUCAGUUUCACAGCUGUGUUGUCAGAUGUUUCUUCUCACUCGAGAAUCAUGCAUGCAUGUACUCUUUAAAAUGUUAAAAAAGAAAGAAAAAGAGCAAUGCUGCCUUGUUCUCUGCAGCACCUGUGUUGUUUUAUGACCGUUUUACUGAGUCAGCAAUGCUGCCGCUCAGUCUGUGUACUAGGGACAGGUUACAUUAUAAAUAUUAGUGCUCAUGCUUCGGUUGUUCCUGCCAGAAUGGCCUAAAGAGUUUAGAGAUGCAGGUAGAAAAACACUGGAAGUCUUACAAAGCCGACGUGGGAUCUAUUCUUGUAAAAACAAAAUGUUGCUGUUUAUGUAUUUAUAGUCGUUUUUUUUGGGGGGUUUUUUAUUUUUGUGGUUCUCAGCACACUGAAGCAGAUUGUUGGCAACAGAUUAAACACAAACAUUCACAUCAGAAUCGGUUUUAUCAAGCAGUCCCCCCGAUGAGAGCUGAUUGGUUGAAACUGGAGCAAGCACAGCUGCAGGUAAAAUAGGGGAUACAAAAAAUUCAACUCAUAGAUUCGUUACACACAGAGUGAUCUAUUUCAAGCUUUUAUUUGGGUGAUUAUGGCUUAUAGGUAAUAAAAAUUCUGUUUCUAAGUCAAGUAAAAUAUUACAUAAGACCAAUAAUAAAAGGAUCUGGAAUACAGAAACGUCAGCCUACUGAGAAGUAGCAAUCCAUGUUCUGUACAUUUUAUGCAAUCGAUACUUGGACCAUUGCUGCAUCAGGAAGCGAUCAGGCAGUGGUUCUGCUUAGAUGUAAUGGAAGUCCAGGUUGCUUUGAUAGCAGCCUUCAGGCUCUCUACAUGUUGGGUCUGGUGUCUCCCAUCUUCCUCUUGGCAAUACCCCAUUGAUCUUGUAUGGGGGUCAGGUCAGGCCAGUUAGCACAGUGUUGCCAUGGUAAUUAAAGCUGGUAAUGGUACUUUUAUCAGUGUGCCAGGUCCAUGUGCAAAAUUAAAUGAGCACCUGUAUGGAACUUGUCAGCAGGAGGAGGCAUGAAGUGCUCUAAAGCUUUCUGAUAGUCUGCCUCACAAUACUUUCUAAGCUGUGGCUUUUACCUGUUACUUCUACAUCUUUUUCUGCCACACGUUUUCCUACCACUCAACUUUCCAUUAAUAUCCCUUGAUAUAGAACUCUGAACAGCCAGCUUCUUCAGCAACGACCUUUAAGAGGCAUGUGUUGGGUGUUUUUGACAUUCCGCUGGAAGUCCAAAAUGUAACAUUUCUGUCUUAAAGGUCAGUUGUUGUUUUUUUGUCUUGGUCUUAUGUAAUAUUUAGAUUUUAUUUAUUUUCAGUCACUUUAAGCCAUAAUAAUCAAAACAAUGAAUCUGUUUAACAUGAGUUUUGCUUUUUGGGUUGAAUUACUGAAAGAUGUUAAUAUUUCAGUGGUAUUCUACUUUGAAGGACCCAUACGUUAUUCCUAAUACUAACUGGUGCAAGUCUGCUCAGUUAAACCUGUGCCUUUAAUUGAAGCAUGCCACAUUUCACCUUUUAUGUACCUGAACAAAUCGAUUUGAGCUGUUACAUUGAAUAACUUUCCCAUUUGGCUGAAUCUGAUCGUGUUUUCAAUCAUGCAGUCUAUUUAAACGUAAAACUGUUUAUUUUUUACCUGAACAAAUUCAUUCCAUGAAGCUCAGGAAAGUCUGGAGACAUUUAUAUGAAGCUCUUUGCAUCUCAGCAGGCUCCUCUCUCCAGAUUCCACCUUUUAAAUAUGCAGUUCAUGUACUAGGGGGCAGUUUCAGGGCUUUAAAUAAUUUUUUAAUGUUUCCUGAAAAGUAUGUGCCCCCCCAUUUGUUUCACUGUUGUCUUACUGAGUUUUUUAGAAAGGGCUAAAGAAUGAUCUUAGAGAAACGUAUGAAUUACCAGACGCUGUAAAUGUAUUCCUGAUGUGUGUAUUCGGCUGAUUUUGUAGAAUGUGAAGUCUCUCUGAAGGUCGUGUCGAUCCUAAAGCUGGUAAAGGUGCUAUCUACAAGCCUGUUUUCUUAAUUUUUUAAGAAUCGAGGACACCUGUAAAUAACACAUUGGUCCUGAGCAGCCACUUGUGCGCAGCUUGUCCCGGUGAAAUAUUUUGUGCAACAUUCCUAAGGAACCACUUCACUGCAGCGACGGGACCAGAUUUACAAUGAAGCACCCCUGAUAUUUUUCUGCAUUCAGAACCAAAACCACUAAUUCAACCUGCUGCUAUAUGAGGAGAAGUGUAGAGGCUCGUCAACCUGAUCUCCAACCAUGUAAAACGUCUUUUUAAGUCACCGAACGCCGAUCACUCUGACUGGGUCAAAUUCAGAUCUGAUCUGUUUCUGAGAGCCGUGUUUGUUAUCCUGACAGUAUUGGUUACGUCAUGCCUAAUUGAUCAAGAGUUAUUAUGUUUAUCAACAUUUUAAAUAAAACCUACAUCAAGCCUG
Messenger RNA from Girardinichthys multiradiatus, 6847 nucleotides. It is a transcript of the gene map3k21, whose product is annotated as mitogen-activated protein kinase kinase kinase 21. The record is from RefSeq and is a predicted model, not a curated record. Gene Ontology annotation, molecular function: JUN kinase kinase kinase activity; ATP binding; protein binding. Bases 927 to 4013 code for a protein of 1028 amino acids. Gene Ontology annotation, biological process: protein phosphorylation. The transcript has 10 exons. Lineage: Eukaryota; Metazoa; Chordata; Actinopteri; Cyprinodontiformes; Goodeidae.